Metarhizium acridum CQMa 102 is the source of this 1851-nucleotide messenger RNA. Lineage: Eukaryota; Fungi; Ascomycota; Sordariomycetes; Hypocreales; Clavicipitaceae. The record is from RefSeq and is a predicted model, not a curated record.
AUGGGAGCCGCAUGUAUUGGCCUGGUCAAGAAGGAUCCCAUGUUACAACCGGGGGCAAGGAACCAGGACGCGGACCACCUGAGCCAGAAGAGCCCGUCGGCUUUCCGUCCAGAAGCAGCAUCAACUCCUGACGAAACGAGCAACGAGGGCCAUGACCACGAAUGGCGUGGAGUGCCCGCGAGGGCAUCUCCCAGGGCCGCCCAAGCAACGACGGGCGAUAUCCGCCUGUGUAGCACCAUUUCCAGCCGCACCAUGGACACAUUCUGGUUUCCGCAAUUAUCCCUAGGCUAUGAUGACACUCCGCGCAAGAUCCGGCGCGGCUUCCACUCCGAGAAGGAAAUGGUUUUUCUGGCCUGUUGCCGCCAAUACCCCAAGGCCGUUGGCUGGACGCUCCUAUUGUUUCUUACAGUCGUCAUGGAGGCAUACGACAAGUCGCUCAUAUCGGGCUUCCUCGCAUUCCCAGCCUUUCAACGCAGGUACGGGCAACCGGAGUCGACACCGGGGACAUCUGUGGGUAAUGGAUCGUACCAGAUUCCAGUGCCGUGGCAAAUCGGCCUGCACAACGCAGCGUUCGCCUGCGAGAUUAUUGGACUGCUGACCCACGGAUACAUUACCUAUAAUAUCGGAUACCGAAAGGUCAUGAUGGGCAGCCUGGUUUGGCUGUGCCUAUCUGUGUUCCCUGCCGUUUUUGCGAGAAAUAUCACCACUCUGCUGGUUUCACAAGCCUUGUGUGCUGAGGUUGUGCCCUCGGGCUUGCGGCCCUAUGUCUUGAGCAACAUUAACAUGUGUUGGGUUACCGGGCAGCUCCUGGGAACCGGUGUCCUCCGGGCUUUGGUGUAUAACAAUUCGGAAUGGUCUUAUCGGCUCCCGUUCGCCUUGCAAUGGGCCUGGGCAGUUCCCCUGCUAAUUGGCGUUUACUUUGCGCCCGAAAGCCCUUGGUGGUUUAUUCGCCAUGAGAGAGCGGCCGACGCCCGGCGGUCUCUUGGCCGACUUUGCAACCGGUCCGGCUCCCACAUCGACGACAGUAUAGCUCUGAUGGAGCACAUUAACAGGAUUGAGAAGGAGUUGAACUACGGCGGAGCAACGUAUUCAGACUUGUUUAAAGGUGUCAAUCGCCGUCGCACCGAGAUAUCGUGUGUGGUCUGGAUGUGUCAGGCACUCUCUGGCGGCGUUUUGACCGCCGUCGCAGCAUACUUCUUUGAACAGGCUGGCUUCGACCCUUCCGACUCUUUCAGCCUCUCUACUGGGAUGUAUGGCAUGGCCCUGAUUGCGGGUAUCAUUUCAUGGGGCCUUUUAUUCAAGAUAGGUCGUCGAAAACUGUACAUUUUCGGCCUGGCGUCGGCGGUUGCGUUCUUGACUGCCGGCGGAAUAGUGUCGGUGGUGUCGGCAGGAAGUAACGGGGCUGAUUGGGCUUUGGGCGCCCUCAUCAUCCUCAUGACGUUUACCUACGAUCUGACCAUAGGCCCCGUGUGCUACGUCGUCGUGGCGGAAAUUCCAUCGACGCGUCUGCGGGUCAAGACUGUUGCUUUGGCCAGGGUGGCAUAUAAUGCCGCCAUGAUUGUUAACACUGCUCUAGUGCCGAAAAUGCUCAAUCCUACGGCGUGGGACAUAGCAGGCAAAUCGUGUUUUGUAUACGUCGGCACGGCCCUCUGUUGCCUUGUGUGGUGCUAUUUUCGACUACCAGAAACGAAGGGGUUGUCGUAUCUUGAACUGGAUAUAUUAUUUGAGAAGAAGGCCCCGGCACGAAAGUUCAGCCAAGUUCAGGAUAGGCUCGCCAAGUCCGCGUAUCUUACUGCUUCACACGCCGAGCGACUCACAGAUGCCUGGCACGGGUGGUUAGCGUAUUCUUAG